Messenger RNA from Salvelinus sp. IW2-2015, 6503 nucleotides. RefSeq names its product ATP-binding cassette sub-family C member 4-like. NCBI's taxonomy places the organism in Eukaryota, Metazoa, Chordata, Actinopteri, Salmoniformes, Salmonidae. Gene Ontology annotation, molecular function: ATP binding; ABC-type transporter activity; ATP hydrolysis activity. Gene Ontology annotation, cellular component: plasma membrane. Gene Ontology annotation, biological process: transmembrane transport. The record is from RefSeq and is a predicted model, not a curated record.
CAUCCUGCACAGUAGGUGGCGGGGUGUACAUUAAAUUGUGUGAUCGCAAUAUACCAUAGAACAAGUUCUGGUAUGCGUUAGCAUUGGGAAGUCAGAUAAAGCGUUUUUAUCAAAAGCUAUUACUUUCACAUGUAAAAACACGGAAUCCUACUCAUUACUACACGUUAUUAAUCUAUGUUGCUUUUGUUUUGAGCCGACUUCGUCGUCGUCCAGAACGAGGCACUCUGCUCCAAAUUGAAUGCAAUCAACGUUAACCCGGUUCACCCGGGGCAUUAAUCGAAUCCCCUCAAUGGCGGGGUGCGCGGUCGCACUGAUGAAAACCGAGCCGCGGCUCUUAUGCACAGUUCAUUAUCUAGCUUCACACGGGUCUUAUUAUCUGUGUCGAUUGUAGGCUAUGUGCUGCCGUUUACAGUCACUGUCAGAGCAUGGAACCUUUGCGGAAAGAGGCGAAGGAUAAUCCAUCGGCUACAGCUAAUCUUCUUUCCAAGAUUUUCUUCUGCUGGCUGAAUCCUUUAUUCCGUAUUGGCUAUAAGCGGAGGCUAGAGGAACAUGACAUGUACAAAGUUCUCCCAGAGGAUGGAUCUGAGAGACUAGGAGAAGAUUUACAGUGGUACUGGGAUCAAGAAGUACAGAGGGCUGCUAAGGACCUGCGGACACCCAAACUAACCAAAGUCCUCAUUGCGUGCUAUUGGCGGUCCUAUUCUGUCAUAGGAAUAUUUACUCUCAUUGAGGAAAUUAUCAAAGUGAUUCAGCCAGUACUUCUUGGGAAGCUCAUCCGGUAUUUUGAGAGCAAUGACCCUGACAACAUGGAUGCUCUGUAUGAGGCCUGUGGCUAUGCUGCAGGGGUCUCCCUGUCCACCCUGGGUCUGGCUGCUCUGCACCACCUCUACUUCUACCACGUGCAGCGAGCCGGCAUGAAGAUCCGGGUGGCCAUGUGUCACAUGAUCUAUCGGAAAGCCCUCUGUCUUAACAGCACAGCGCUGGGAAAAACCACCACUGGACAAAUCGUCAACCUCUUAUCCAACGACGUCAACAAGUUUGAUGAGGUCACUAUCUUUUUGCACUUCCUCUGGGUGGGUCCUCUACAAGCAGCAGCUGUGAUGGUGUUGUUAUGGUAUGAGAUCGGCCCAUCAUGCCUUGCAGGAAUGGCCGUCCUGGUCUUCCUGAUGCCUAUACAGACUCUGUUUGGUCGCCUGUUCUCCUCUUUCAGGGGCACAACCGCAGCCUUGACAGACAACAGAAUACGCACAAUGAAUGAAGUGGUCUCUGGGAUCCGGAUCAUCAAGAUGUAUGCCUGGGAGAAGCCUUUUGCAGCUCUGGUAGAUGAAGUCAGAAGGAAGGAGAUCUCCAAGAUCAUGAAGAGCUCUUACCUGAGAGGCCUCAACAUGGCCUCCUUCUUUGUGGCCAGCAAGAUCAUAGUCUUCAUCACCUUCACUGUCUAUGUGUUGACGGGGAACAGGAUCUCUGCCAGCCGGGUAUUUGUGGCCGUUUCUCUGUACGGGGCUGUGAGACUCACCGUCACCCUCUUCUUCCCCAAUGCCGUAGAGAAGGUCUCUGAGGCUCUCAUCAGCAUCCGCAGGAUCAAGAAUUUUCUUAUGUUGGAGGAAGUUGGUUCGACGCAGGAUCUUGGACUCCCUGUGGCAGAGAAGAAGGACUGUAUGGUGGAAAUAAAGGAUUUAAUCUGCUUCUGGAACAAGGCACUAGACUCUCCGACGCUGCAGAACCUGUCUUUCACUUUGAGGUCAGAGCAACUCCUGGCUGUCAUUGGACCAGUCGGGGCUGGAAAGUCCUCUCUACUCAGCACCAUCCUGGGGGAGCUGACCCCGGAUAAGGGUGUGGUCAAGUUCAAAGGUGAACUGACCUAUGCAUCCCAGCAGCCCUGGAUUUUCCCAGGGACCAUCAGGAGUAACAUCCUGUUUGGCAAAGCGCUCCACCCUCAGAAGUAUGAGAGGGUUCUCCGAGCCUGCGCCCUCAAGAGAGACAUGGAGCUGCUGCCUGAUGGGGACCUGGAGGUGAUAGGGGACAGAGGAGCCACCCUCAGCGGGGGACAGAAGGCCCGGGUCAGCCUGGCCAGAGCAGUGUACCAGGAUGCUGAUAUCUACCUGCUGGAUGACCCUCUCAGUGCUGUGGAUGCUGAGGUGGGGAAACACCUCUUUGAGCAGUGUAUCUGUGGCCUGUUGCGGAAGAAGCCGCGCAUCCUUGUCACCCACCAGUUGCAGUACCUGAAGGCUGCAGACCAGAUCCUAGUUCUGAAGGAAGGUCACAUGGUGGCGCAGGGUACGUUCACGGAACUCCAGGGCUCUGGAUUAGACUUCACCUCGCUGCUGAAAAAGGAUGAGGAGGAUGAGGAGGAGGGGAAGGAGGGCACAGAGCCUGCCCCAGGCACACUCACCGGCUCCCCACACACCCUAUCCCAGAGCUCUAUGCCCUCCCUCUCCUCCUCCAUGCAUUCUGUGAUGGAGGGAGUGGACCAACCAGAGCCAGUGCAACACGUGUUGGAGGAGAGUCGUUCAGAGGGAACCAUCGGUCUCCAUCUUUAUCUGAAGUACUUCAGAGCAGGUGCUAACAACUUGGUUCUCCUGGCCCUAGUUUUCCUUAACCUGCUGGCACAUAUCACAUAUAUUCUACAGGAUUGGUGGCUUGCUUACUGGGCCUCUGAACAGGAGCAUCUCAAUGUGACGGAGCCCAUCCACAAUGGCAGCAGUGCCACUCAGCAGCUGGACCUUGACCUUUACUUGGGUGUUUACGCAGGUUUAACAGGGGCCACCAUCAUAUUUGGCUUCCUGCGUAGUCUUGUGUUCUUCAACGUCCUGGUGAACUCAGCCCAGACCCUCCACAACCGCAUGUUCACCGCCAUUCUCCGCACCCCUGUCCGCUUCUUUGACGUCAAUCCCAUUGGAAGAAUCCUCAACAGGUUCUCUAAGGACAUUGGUUACCUGGACUCUCUGCUGCCCUGGACCUUUGUGGACUUUAUCCAGGUGUUCCUGCAGAUCCUGGGGGUGAUCAUCGUGGCGGCCGCCGUCAUCCCCUGGAUCCUCAUCCCCGUCGUCCCUCUACUCGUCGUCUUCCUGUUCCUGCGACGCUACUUCCUGCAGACCUCCAGGGACAUCAAGCGCCUGGAGUCCACUACCCGGAGCCCAGUUUUCUCCCACCUGUCCUCAUCCCUCCAAGGUCUGUGGACCAUCCGUGCCUUUAAAGCCCAGCAGAGGUUCCAGCAGGCAUUUGACGCACAUCAAGACCUCCACUCCGAGGCCUGGUUCCUAUUCCUGACCACAUCCCGAUGGUUCGCUCUGCGUCUGGAUGGCAUCUGCUCCAUAUUUGUCACCCUCACUACCUUUGGCUGCCUGUUCCUCAGGGAUGACUUGAAGGCAGGUGCUGUGGGCCUGGCUCUGUCCUAUGCAGUAACACUCGUCGGCAUGUUUCAGUGGGGAGUCAGACAGAGUGCGGAGGUGGAGAACAUGAUGACUUCUGUGGAAAGGGUGGUGGAGUACACAGAACUGGAGAGCGAAGCACCUUGGGAGACAGACAAACGGCCUCCGCCUGAUUGGCCACAGCAUGGUUUCAUCACCUUCGACCAGGUCAACUUCUCCUACCAUGCGGACAGUCCUCCGGUCCUAAAGGAUAUUACUGCGGUCUUCAGAUCCAGAGAAAAGGUUGGCAUCGUGGGGCGGACUGGCGCUGGUAAAAGCUCCCUGAUCUCUGCUCUGUUCCGUCUGGCUGAACCUGAUGGCAGGAUUUCCAUUGACGGCGUUCUCACCGCCGAGAUCGGCCUGCAUACCCUGCGCCAGAGAAUCUCCAUCAUCCCCCAGGACCCGGUUCUCUUCACGGGCACCAUGAGGAAGAAUCUGGACCCUUUCAGCCAGCACACAGACGAGGACCUGUGGAAUGCACUGGGAGAGGUGCAGCUGAGGACCGUGGUGGAGGAGCUGCCUGGGAGGCUGGAGACCGUGCUGGCUGAGUCGGGCUCCAACUUCAGCGUGGGGCAGAGGCAGCUAGUCUGUCUGGCCAGGGCCAUCCUCAGACGGAACAAAAUCCUCAUCAUCGAUGAGGCCACCGCUAACGUGGACCCCAGAACCGACGGCCUUAUCCAGCAGACCAUCCAGGAGAAGUUCAGGGAGUGUACUGUGCUCACCAUCGCCCACCGACUCAACACUAUCAUCGACUGUGACCGGAUCCUGGUUCUAGAUGCUGGGAGGAUCCAGGAAUAUGAUGAGCCCUACGUUCUGCUUCAGAACCAGGAAGGAGUGUUCUACCAGACGGUCCAGCAGACAGGCAAGGCAGAGGCAGCCUCCCUGCUCCAUGCAGCCAAACAGGUUCAUAUGAACAAAAGCCAUCCCAAUGUGAUCAACGGACUGACGGACCUGAGACCGUCCGAGGGGAGCUGUGUCAUCUUUGAGACGGCCCUGUGACACCGUUGUCUGACCUUUUCACCCCUGUAAUGUGGCCCUCUGUGCUGGCCACACCAUGAGGAUGCCUCACAUACUGUACCAGAGGUGACCAAAUAUUAUCCAGCUCUUGAUUUCACAAUGCCUUCUUCAACACCGCUGGCAAAGGUGUGGCGAUCAGGCGUUUUGCUUUAGCACUUUUCAGUUAUAUGGGGCAGUGCCCCACCAGUUAUGAUUUGGGUUAAUACUUCUUUUUAAAUACGCAAAAGUGUUAAAACAGGGACUAAGUAGGCCUACUGUUUUUUUAUUUAAUUUUUUUAGACUCACCUGCCUUGCCUCCUAAUCUGUCAAUUCGCACACUAUGUACUUCUCAUCAGAGUGCUGUGUGGGUGUUGACCUGUCAGAUUCAUGAAAAUCACAGGUCACGCGAAUCAGGCAUGACGCACGUCUAUAGACUCGGAUAUUAUUUUAGCAAACAAGGUAAGAACUCACUCCCGACAGACCCAAGCAAAACCUCUUUACAGAAACAUUGUAGCAGCCUACACCUAAACAUUAGUGAUCUGACAUGCUGUAUCAGUCUGAGCAACUGUAGGCCUCUAUGCGACCUGUCCCAUCUGGCUAGGGGAAAUGAAGCGGUAACGUUCACAGCCUAAGCCAAUUUAUUUGUGUUAAGAGAAAUUGUGAAUAUGAUCCAAUUUGGGAUGGAACUUUUGGGGGGGGGGGGGGGUAGUGGCCAUUUCAAUCCCUGGGCCUGCCCUACAGCGUUUCCAAUGGAAGGAAAGCGGUGAGAAGCAGUGGGCAGGGGAACGUUUGGGGGUGACGGGAGCUGAACAGGGUGGGACUAAAGUUGGGCAAAUUGUAUCACGACGCGAGAUAUGUUUGGUUGUGUUCAAAUCAAAAUCCCCUGCCUAAUGGAACAGCCAAAGAGAAGGCCAACUUUCCUAACAACUUUCCUAACUGCCAAAAAUGCCUUUCACUUAAACAAUAGGGAUAAACAAGAAAUAUUAGUUUUAGGCUUAGCCUACUGGAAUUCCUUACAUUCUUGUUGUUUUCAGUAAAACAAAAUCACCUGGGGCGACUUUAGAGCAAGCUCAACUUGCCCGACUGCUCAGUUCACUUGCCCCAGGCAAUAGGGCAACCCUUAAGGUUCCUGCUAUAACUAGGUUCUGGAGUUUUACCUGUUUACCAUCAGGAGAAGAAAAAAUAUUUCCCAGCCCUCUGGGAGCUGUGGUGCCACCUCGGUGUGUCACGUGAUCAGCAUACAUAGGCUAUGGGUCCAUAACUGCCCAGGAGCAAUUGUUUAAAGCAAUGUGUGCCUUUUAUUGAAACAAAUGACUGGUUGUGUUGUAUUGAUUGUUUUGCGAUAUUUGUUUUUGUAUGUGUGUUGCAUGGCCCCUGGGGUAGGAUUAUUCACAAUCCUGCAUUUGGUUGCAUGUAAAGAUUUAGGGGUGUGGAGUGUAUAAAAAAGUAGCUUAUACUGGUUGGAUACACAUUUUAGGUUAUUCCGAAUAAAACCUACCUAGCUGACAGUGGGUUUGACCAGUGAGUGAAUAGUUUUUAAGUCAAAUUUGAUUUUGUACUUGUUUAAAAAUAGAAGAGGAUACAUGUCUUAUUGUUUUCAAUAAUCAUUGUGCCUUGAUCAGAAUAUCGAUCCUUUGUAAUUGCACUGUGUUCAUUGAUUGUCUUUUAAGACCAGAUUUGGUCUUCUUGCACUCUGCGUAGAAUGACUAUUGCUACCUCUGUUUUUGGAAUAAAGCUGUGGAUGAAAAGCAGGUCAGAAGUAGAUGGUUUGUGUGUUCGCAUGUAUACUAGAUGACCACUCAAAGAGCUUAUGAAAUGAUGCGAAAGGCAUGAAUGCUUUUGAAGAAAAUCCUUGUGUGUACUAUCAACAUGUUUUUCCCCACUCUGAUCAUCUGAGCUACAUAUGCUGCUUAUGUUAUAUGUAUGCGGUUAUGGAACUGUAACCAUUGAUUCACUGUUUCAGUUUGUGGGACUACUACCAUCAGAUGAUUGACUCUUAAACUUUAUCAAUAAGCCAUGCAACAAAUCAAGACACCAUAUGACCAUUAAAGAUGCAAUAUGAAUGUAAUCCAAUGAAUAAAAACUGUAUUAUUUGAA